CCACUCGAUUUCAUCACUUCACCCAUAGCAGAGCUGCCCAUUCUCUCUAUUUCUACUGCAAAUCUCGUUGUCGUUGUACGUCUGGCACCUGUCACUGCCGUCGCGCCACUUGCCACUGCUGUCGUUGGUGUCUUCACUACGAGUUUUGAUUUUAGGUCUUUAAAAG
Messenger RNA from Sphenostylis stenocarpa, 166 nucleotides. The record is from the annotation of a GenBank genome assembly. Lineage: Eukaryota; Viridiplantae; Streptophyta; Magnoliopsida; Fabales; Fabaceae.